Molecule: messenger RNA, 2220 nt
Organism: Rosa chinensis
Lineage: Eukaryota; Viridiplantae; Streptophyta; Magnoliopsida; Rosales; Rosaceae
Product: laccase-22
Exons: 6
Coding region: 166-1836 (556 amino acids)
Biological process (GO): lignin catabolic process
Cellular component (GO): apoplast
Molecular function (GO): copper ion binding; hydroquinone:oxygen oxidoreductase activity
Source: RefSeq, a predicted model, not a curated record
UUCACCUACCUAUCACAUAUUAAAGAAUAUCAUUUACGCCUUCUUUAUAAGAUUAAGGUAGCAAGUCAUAAGCAUGUAAUGUACUCCAUAUAGCUAGCUAGUACAUAACUCAGAAACAACAUAUUAACACACAGCUCAGACUCUGGGAGCUGUCUACUGGCAAAGAUGAAGUUCUCAACCCGGAUUCAAGCGAUUUUGUUGGUUGCUUUCCUCUAUCCGGAACUAAUGGUUCAGUCCUUGGUUCGACACUAUAACUUCAGGGUGGUGUUGAAGAACACAACAAAGCUCUGUUCAAGUAAGGUCAUACCCACAGUGAAUGGGAAGUUCCCGGGACCAACUCUAUAUGCAAGGGAAGGUGACACCGUAAUUGUUAGGGUCACCAACCAUGGCAAUCACAAUUUGACAAUCCACUGGCAUGGGGUGAAGCAACUUGGAACAGGUUGGGCAGAUGGACCAGCAUAUAUCACACAAUGCCCAAUACAGCCUGGACAAAAUUUCAUCUACAAGUUCACACUUACAGGACAAAGAGGCACACUUCUUUGGCAUGCACAUCACUUGUGGCUAAGAGCCACACUACAUGGUGCCAUUGUCAUCUUGCCAAAGCUAGGCACUCCCUACCCUUUUCCCACACCUCAAGAGGAAAGAAUCAUCAUAUUAUCCGAGUGGUGGAAAUCAGAUGUUGAAGCUGUGAUUGAUGAGGCUACACAAUCUGGCUUCCCACCAAAUGUUUCUGAUGCUCACACUAUCAAUGGCCAUCCAGGACCCGUUCCUGGUUGCUCUUCUCAGGGCUUCACUUUACAUGUUGAAAGUGGCAAGACUUAUUUGCUACGCAUCAUAAACGCAGCGCUGAAUGAUGACUUGUUCUUCAAGAUUGCUGGGCACAACCUAACAGUUGUUGAAGUCGAUGCUUCCUACACGAAACCAUUCCAAACCGACACGAUAUAUAUCAGUCCAGGCCAAACCACAACAGCACUUUUAGAAGCAAACAAAGAUAUUGGCAAAUACUUAAUAUCAGUCUCUCCUUUCAUGGAUAUCCCAAUUGGCAUUGACAACUUCACCUCAAUAGCUACAUUGCGCUACAAAUACACCCCUCCAAAUCCCACAACCUUCUUGACCAGCAUCCCUCCUCAAAACGCAACCCCAUUAACACACACAUUUAUCGACUCCCUUCGAAGCCUCAAUUCGAAACAAUACCCAGCUAAUGUCCCAUUAACCAUAGACCAUUCUCUCUUUUUCACCGUAGGAGUUGGUAUUAAUCCAUGUGACACAUGUGUUAAUGGUAGCAAGCUAGUGGCUUCUGUUAAUAAUGUUAGCUUUGUGAUGCCAACUAUAGCUCUUCUUCAAGCUUAUUACUACAGGAUAAAGGGAGUCUACACACUUGAUUUUCCAGCAAACCCACCAAACUCUUUUAAUUACACUGGUACUCCUCCAGUUAACGUCCAGACCACAAAUGGUACAAGGCUGUAUAGGUUGGGGUACAAUUCGACGGUUCAGAUUGUGUUACAAGACACUGCUAUCAUACUACCAGAGAGUCAUCCUACCCAUCUUCAUGGGUCUAAUUUCUUUGUGGUUGGGACAGGAUUAGGUAAUUUUGAUCCAGACAAGGACCCGAAAACGUUUAAUCUCAUCGAUCCGGUGGAGAGGAACACGGUGCCAGUGCCAACUGGUGGAUGGACUGCAAUCAGAUUCAGGGCAGAUAACCCAGGAAUUUGGUUUAUGCAUUGUCAUAUAGAAUUGCACACAACAUGGGGGCUCAAGAUGGCAUUUUUGGUUGACAAUGGGGAAGGCCCAAAUGAGUGUCUGCAACCACCUCCUUCUGAUCUUCCAACUUGCUAGGGAUGCUUGAGGUUAGACAAUCAUACAAGUGACCAGAAGAGAAAGGAAAGAAGCACCAAAAGAAAUAAAGUCAAGGUUUAGAAAGUGAUUUGAGUUGAAAAGAUAAAACAAAAAAAAUUAAACAAUACGCGCCAGAUAGGGGUCGAACCUAUGACCUUCUGCUUAGGAAACAGACGCUCUAUCCACUGAGCUACAGGCGCUUGUUGGUAAUCUAUCUUGUCUCAUAUAUACUUAUUGUAUUUCUGAGUCAUGUGUAUAUUCAAAUUCAAUUCAAUCCAUUUUUUAUGGAAGGCAAUGUAAAUAAGUGACAAUAUAAGUGAACAUUUUGUCGAGAAAAAUUACUAUUACACAAAUAAUGAAGCAAUACUUCUAUAUUUUUAAGGG